AUGUCGUCCAUCACGUCGUCCGAGUUCCCCAUCCAACAGUACAAGGCCGGCGGCGGCCACCCGAGCGCUGAGCGCCAGGGCAUCCGGGACCGGCUGGACGAGUCGCUGCUCGGCCACUUGGCCAAAAUCUUCGCCCGGUACAGCGGCCCCAGCAACAAAUGGUCCCGGGACCAGCUCGCCGUCUUCAUGCAGCAUGUCCAGCUCGAGGAUGCCAACGGCCCGGCGGGCUUCCUCGCCGAGAAGGAAGAGAUCGAGCUGAGCGAGUUCCUGCAGUACAUGACCUCCCCCCUGGGGAACGCCAUGGAGAUGGCCUCGCCCCAGGACCUGACGUGGCCGCUCAACAACUACUUCAUCAGCUCUAGCCACAACACGUAUCUCACCGGCAACCAGCUCUCCUCCGACUCCAGCACUGACGCCUACAAGGACGUGCUCCUUCGCGGCUGCCGGUGCAUCGAGAUCGAUGUGUGGGAUGGCGAUGCCAUCUACACGCCUCCCAACGACCCGAUUUACCGCAAGGAAGGAGAGCCACCCUUGGAAGAAGGCCCAAGAAAGCUGAGCCGGAAAGAUAAGCUGAUGCUCAAGUUCGGCACGUGGAUCUUGGAGACGUUCGACAAGGACGGCGGCGUCAACCCCGAAGGGAGGACCGUGGACGACAGGCUUUCCGAUGUCAUCCGGUACGAGCCCCGGGUUCUCCACGGCUUCACCCUGACCAAGGAGGUUUCGUUCCGCAGCGUCUGCCAGGUAGUCCGGGACUACGCUUUCGCGACCUCGGACCUGCCGCUCAUCGUCAGCCUCGAGGUCCACUGCUCCCCGGUUCAGCAGGGCGUAAUGGUAGACAUAAUGGAGGAGGCCUGGGCCGAGUUUCUGCUGCCCACCCCCGAGAGCCAGCCGACUUCGCUGCCGUCGCCCGACGAGCUGCGCAAGAAAAUCCUGAUCAAGGUCAAAUACGUGCCCGAGGGGGGCGCCGCACAGGACGACGAGAGCGUGUUCGAGAUGGUGCAGGACGGCAAGGAUAAGAAGGCUCGAAAGGUCAAGGCACCCAAGAUCACCCCGCGCCUUAGCCGACUGGGCAUCUACACGCGGGGCGUCACCUUCAAGUCUCUCUCCCAGCCCGAGGCCGCCAUGCCGAACCACAUCUUCUCCCUGUCGGAGCAGGGGGCCGCCGAGGUGCAGCAGAAGCAGCCCGUCGAGUUCUUCCAGCACAACAAGAACUACCUGAUGCGGCUCUACCCCGGCGGCAUGCGCGUCGACUCGUCCAACUUCAACCCCGUCAUCUUCUGGCGCACGGGCGCGCAGGUCGUGGCCCUCAACUGGCAGUCGUACGACGCCGGCAUGAUGAUCAACGAGGGCAUGUUUGCCGGCUCCGACGGCUACGUCCUCAAGCCCGACGGCUACCGCGCGGGCAAGGAGUGGGCGCCUGUGCACGAGGAGUCGCAGCUGCCGCACAAGACGCUCGAGCGCGUGGCCAUCACCAUCCUGGCGGCGCAAAACAUACCGCUGCUGAGCAAGAACGACAGGCCCGCAAACUUUAUCCCCUACGUCAAGGUGGAGCUGCACACGCAGCCGCACGUCUUCGACGGCGUCAAGCAGCAGGAGGGCGGCGAGGCCCGGCCCGAGAUCGAGUACCGCGGCCAGACGGCGCAGAUGAAGGGCACGAGCCCCGACUUCGAGGCCGAGGUCAUCGAGUUCCAGAACGUCGAGGGCGUGCUGCCCGAGCUGACCUUUUUGACCCUUGUCGUCAUGAACGACGUCGUCGGGCCCGACGUCAUGGCAGCCUGGGCCGCCAUCCGCCUCGACAGGCUGCGGCCCGGCUACCGCUUCGUGAGGCUGAUGGACAAGGGCGGCCUGCCGAGCAAGGGCAUCCUGCUGAUAAAGACGGACAUAAUCGAGGCCGCCCCGCCCGCGCCUUCCGCCGAGCCCUCGCUGAUGAGUAGGAAUGAGGGCCAUGUUCACGAGCUCGCGCAGCAGAGUCUGCGUCAGGGCACUGCAUGAUUCCUCUGUACAAGACAGUCUUCAUUUGCCUCAAAUAGCGUGGAGUCGGGAGUCAAUUGAACACUGAAAAUCCAAACCUUUCACGGCCUGUUUUAAGCCUCAACGAAAAGAGUACCCAAAAAAAAGACAGUGCAUUGUUGGAUCGUCACAUCUCAUGUCGUGUUAGGUGAG
This is a messenger RNA of Gaeumannomyces tritici R3-111a-1, 2163 nucleotides long. RefSeq names its product 1-phosphatidylinositol-4,5-bisphosphate phosphodiesterase delta-1. The transcript has a single exon. Bases 1 to 1992 code for a protein of 663 amino acids. Gene Ontology annotation, molecular function: phosphatidylinositol-4,5-bisphosphate phospholipase C activity. The record is from RefSeq and is a predicted model, not a curated record. NCBI's taxonomy places the organism in Eukaryota, Fungi, Ascomycota, Sordariomycetes, Magnaporthales, Magnaporthaceae. Gene Ontology annotation, biological process: phosphatidylinositol-mediated signaling; lipid metabolic process.